AUGUUGUUGUUGUUCAUAAAAUCACGCGCCAAGGAGAGCAAGAAGGGCAAGAAGAAGAAGAAGAAGGGGACGGGCGGCGGAGGCGGCGCUGGGCCGUCGCGGGAGCCCGAGGAUGAGGCAGCGCUGGCGGCGGGAGAGGAGGCGGAGUUGGCGGCGGCGCUCGAGGAGAGCGCGAGGCUGGAUGCGCGAGUCGCCGAGCGGCAGGGCGCUUCGUCACCGGCGGAGGAGGCGCCGCCUGAGGGAGAAGAGGAGCCGCCGGCCGACUUCAUCUGCCCAAUCACGACCGAGGUCAUGAGCGACCCGGUGAUGGCGGCCGAUGGGCAGUCGUAUGAGCGGACGGCGAUCGAGCGCUGGCUCGCGACCAAGUCGACGAGCCCGCUGACCGGCGGCGAGCUCGAUCACCCAUACCUCACCCCCAACCACCCAUACCUCACCCCCAACAUGCUGCGCCGGAUGAUCCGGGACUGGGAGGGGGCGCGGAAGGCAGCGUGA
Emiliania huxleyi CCMP1516 is the source of this 492-nucleotide messenger RNA. RefSeq lists its product as hypothetical. The record is from RefSeq and is a predicted model, not a curated record. Gene Ontology annotation, molecular function: ubiquitin-protein transferase activity. The transcript has 2 exons. NCBI's taxonomy places the organism in Eukaryota, Haptophyta, Isochrysidales, Noelaerhabdaceae. The coding region runs from base 1 to 492 and encodes 163 amino acids. Gene Ontology annotation, biological process: protein ubiquitination.